GGCGAAUCAUAAGUAGAAAGCUGGUGGGCUUGUUGUGCCGACAUCGUAUUCUUAACGGAACACUUUAUCCGCGGCCUAGACUUGCCCUAGACUUGCUUUUCGCCCUUAUAAAAGUAUGCGGUUCUCUCCCUCGUCUUCGGUAUUUUCACGUAGUCCGCCGCAAACUAGACGACUAUAAUGACCAUCGUUCUUAACCCCUACUGGUCCAAUGGAUUUCAAGGACUCAGGUUGGCCCCCCAACCACCAGCUCAACCGAAACAUGGCCUGGUGCCUCCAAUGUUUGGACCUUCCAUUCAUGAAGAACGAACUCUCGCUCAGCUCAGAUCCAAGCAGAACAAUCUCGAAAAGUACAUCUUUUUGUCCGCGCUCAAGGAGCAGGACGCUCCUCUGUUUUACAGAUUAUGUCUGAAAUACAUGAGUGAGAUCACUCCACUCAUCUACACACCAACCGUUGGUGACGCCUGUCAACAAUGGUCCCACAUCUACCGUCGUCCAGAAGGAAUGUACGUAUCGAUCAAAGACAAGGGAAACAUUCGCGCCAUCCUUGAAAAUUGGCCUAAACCGGCUGAUGCGAGGAUUAGUGUUGUAACCGAUGGUUCACGUAUCCUUGGACUCGGAGAUCUUGGUGUCAACGGAAUGGGCAUAUCAGUUGGGAAAUUGUCCCUUUAUGUCGCUGGCGCAGGCAUUCGCCCUGAAUCAACCAUCCCGAUAUGUUUGGACCUCGGAACAAACACUCAAACAUAUCUCGAUGAUCCAUUAUAUCUCGGCCUCCGACAAAAACGCGUCUCUGAGAAAGAGAUGACCGAAUUCAUGGACGAGUUCAUGUAUGAAAUAUCCCGUACUUUCCCAAAAUUACUCGUUCAAUUUGAGGACUUUUCAACCGACCGCGCCUUUCUUUACCUUGACCGUUACCGCAAACAGUACCCUGUCUUCAACGACGAUAUUCAAGGAACGGGAGCGGUAGUUCUUAGUGGUUUCAUGAACGCAGCCAAAUUAUCAUCCGAGGCAUCCGGUCUUCCCUUGACCUCUCACAGGAUCUUGUUCUUUGGCGCAGGAUCCGCUGGCGUCGGUGUCGGAAUGCAGCUUAUGAGCUUCUUCACCCUGCAAGGUCUGCCAGAGCAAGACGCCCGGGAACGCAUCUGGCUCGUUGACUCUCAAGGCCUCGUCUUCGACACUCGCGGCCCCAUGGCUGAGCACAAGAAGUAUUUCUCUCGCAGGGACUAUAAUGGUCCACCUAUCAAAGAUUUGCUCGAGAUCCUCCAGUUGGUGAAACCAACUGCAUUAAUUGGACUUUCAACCACUUCGAACGCCUUCUAUCCCGAGGUCAUUUCAACGAUGGCUGUUCUUAACCCGCGGCCAAUCAUUUUCCCCCUCUCAAAUCCGGUUCGCCUGUCAGAAUGUACCUUCGAGGACGCGGUAAAACACAGUGACGGCAAUGUCUUGUUCGCUUCUGGUUCACCGUUCCCAGAUACGCCGCAUGGCGGAAAGACGUUAUAUCCAGGUCAAGGCAAUAACAUGUACAUUUUCCCGGGACUUGGCUUUGCUGCCAUCCUCGCGCGAGUCUCUUCAGUCACAGAUUCGAUGGUGGAAGCCUCAUCUCUCGGGUUGGCCAACUCAUUGACAACUGAAGAGCGGAGCCUCGGUAUGCUCUACCCGUCAAUUUCCCGAAUUCGCGAAAUAAGCGCCUUCAUCGCCAAGGAAGUUAUACGUACAGCACAAAAAGAGGGUGUCGACCGCUCAACGGGGCUUCGUGCCAUGAACGAUGCAGAAUUACUUGCCUUUAUUGACGGCAAGAUGUGGAAUCCCUAGAUACCCUGUAUACAUGCCAUUGUACAUUUAAAACUAGAUAUCCUGCAGGUGCAAUAGAUAGACCACGCACGAGGCUCACCGGCUCGACGGCAACUUCGGAUGAUUUCCAUCACAAAAAGUUGCACCCACACACCCGGUACCGCACUUAGUCCGCGCUGGCUGCC
Messenger RNA from Marasmius oreades (fairy-ring Marasmius), 1973 nucleotides. RefSeq lists its product as uncharacterized. Bases 178 to 1809 code for a protein of 543 amino acids. Gene Ontology annotation, molecular function: malate dehydrogenase (decarboxylating) (NAD+) activity; NAD binding. Gene Ontology annotation, biological process: pyruvate metabolic process; malate metabolic process. The transcript is spliced from 10 exons. The record is from RefSeq and is a predicted model, not a curated record. Lineage: Eukaryota; Fungi; Basidiomycota; Agaricomycetes; Agaricales; Marasmiaceae. Gene Ontology annotation, cellular component: mitochondrion.